AUGGGUCAGCGACUGAGCGAGGAGUGGCAUGAUAAGGAGGACAAGGAGAUCGAGCCGGCGGAGCUCCAGGAGUGGUACAAGAAGUUCACAGUGGAGUGCCCCAGCGGCACGCUCUUCAUGCACGAGUUCAAGACCUUCUUCGGAGUCGAGGAGAACCCGGCCGCCGCCGACUACAUAGAAAACAUGUUCAGGGCCUUUGACAAGAACGGAGACAACACCAUUGACUUCCUGGAGUACGUGGCAGCCUUAAAUAUGGUCCUGCGCGGCAAACUAGAGCACAAGUUGAAAUGGACGUUUAAAAUGUACGAUAAGGACGGCAGUGGCUGCAUCGACAGGGAAGAGAUGAGGGAGAUUGUGGAGGCCAUCUACCGCAUGAAGAAGGCUUGUCACGGAGAGCUGGACGAGGAGUGUAAUCUGCUGACCCCAGACCAGGUGGUUGAGCGCAUCUUUGAGCUGGUGGACGAGAAUGGAGAUGGGGAGCUGUCUCUGGAUGAGUUUGUGGACGGGGCCCGGCGGGACAAGUGGGUCAUGAAAAUGCUUCAAAUGGACGUGAACCCCAAGGAGUGGUUUGCCGCUCGGAAGACUUCGGGUUCAGGCACCGAAGCCAGUGACGGCUAG
Molecule: messenger RNA, 618 nt
Organism: Engraulis encrasicolus (European anchovy)
Lineage: Eukaryota; Metazoa; Chordata; Actinopteri; Clupeiformes; Engraulidae
Gene: guca1b
Product: guanylate cyclase activator 1B
Exons: 4
Coding region: 1-618 (205 amino acids)
Biological process (GO): visual perception
Cellular component (GO): photoreceptor inner segment; cone photoreceptor outer segment
Molecular function (GO): calcium ion binding; calcium sensitive guanylate cyclase activator activity
Source: RefSeq, a predicted model, not a curated record